UACGAUAACACAAACGUGAACAUUUAAAAUCAUUAUAACAAAGUCACCUGGCUGUCUUAUGAAAAAUCCCAGUCGAUAUAAAUAACUUCUUUAGACAAGACAGUCCGACACCGGAAAGUCAGAAGGAAAUAUCCUCUUCAGAGAUGCUUGAAUCGAUAAUGUCUGAUACAGACGAGGAUGAAAAUUUAUGCGCUAUAUGCUGGGAAGCAUUUACACAGCCAAAAUUUUUACAAUGUCGUCACACAUUUUGCAAGUCAUGUCUAAAAGGCUACCUAAAGAAAACUGAAAAUUCCACGGAAAUAAAAUGCCCUAUCUGUAGAGGAACGCAAAAAUUAAACAAGGAGGGUUUGGAUGGGUUGCUUGACAAUUACUUUGCUCAUCGCCGACUUCCGGACCAGCCAGAGAUGCUUUGUUGUAGCGUGUGCUUUGACGAAGCCAUUUUAAAGACAUGUCUGCAUUGUUUAGAAAAACAUUGUCCCAGCUGCAGACAAUCUCAUAAACUAGCUCUAAAGAUGGCCGGUGAAAGCUGUGAAUAUGACGCCGACUCUGAAUCUGAUGACGACACCCCGGUCGAUUUCGAUGAUAAAGACUUAAAUGAUGAACCCAAUGUACCAUUUAGUGUGUUAAUGUCGGGUCAAGUUGUUAAAACACAAAUAAACGUUAAACUUAUCUCUGCUUUCAAAGUCAAGUCGAUGGAAAACAGCGCUGAGGAGGACCAAAACCCGCCAAUAUACACGAUUUUUCCCAAAGGAAACAAUCGAUUUCUAAUUAUAAUAAAUGUUGGACCGGAAAUUGUUGAAUAUGAACCGGAUGGGACAGAAAUUAAUCGAUUAAUGUUUAGUGGUUCGAUUUCUGAUAUGAGAGAGACAGCAAACAAUCGUAUAUUGUUUGUGCAUCCAAAGGAUCCUUUUGUUUUAGAAAUUAAUGGGCAAAACAGAAUUACUGUAUUUGCACAGUGCAAAGGUUGUAGGCCUAUAACUUUAGCUCCUUUUCAAGAUGGACGCAUAGCUGUUGCAGGCUUUGUAAUACCUGUAGAGGAAAAAGAAGAAAAAGAAGGAGAAAAAGCGGCCAUGUUAAUUAUUUACGAUAAAGCUGGAAAGAUGAUUAGAGAACUAACAGAGGGACCAGAUGGACCAAUUUUAAGAUUCCCGAUGGGUAUAUCUGUCAGUUCUUUUAAUAACAAUAUAUGUGUAGCUGAUCAAGACUCAAGAUGUGCUAUAAUCACGGACGAGAAUUGUAAUCUUAUAAAAAGAUAUGACGCUGGAAGGACUUUCAGAGAGUUUCGCUUUUUAUGGAACCCUACCGAAUUUGCUCCAAUUGCUGUAUGUAACGACCCUGAUGGAAACUUCAUUGUGGCGAAUACUGCUGACGGUCUUCUGCACGUUUUGGACCCGAAUGGAACAUUCCUUGGUUAUAUAUUAACUAAAGACGCCGAGGGGUUCGGUCAUCCUGCAGGGAUAAUGAUGGAUGACAAGAACAGGAUUUGGCUAGGGGAUCGAUUUGAUGGAAAGAUCAGAAUAUAUGAAAUUUCUAGCUAUAAAAACAGCUUUGAUGUACGUGAUUCUGAGCAAUCACCUUACCAUAGAUUUUUACAGAAUAGAUAAAUAAACUGUAGGUUUACACAUAUUCUUUUACCUCUCUUAUUGCAUGAAUAUGGUUGUAUUAUACUAAGUGUGUACUGAACAUAAAACCGUGUGGGUUUUUUUUUGCACUUACCAAAAUGAUUUAAGGUAUAUCGAUUGUCACAUGAAGACAUCAGAUGCAUUCCAGAAUUUUUUUUUCGGCAUAGUGUAUUUUGAUUCAUGUUUUUGUUGAUGUUUUAUGAUUACUAGUAAUACAUGUAGUUGUGUUUUAACACAUUUUGGGGGAUAUAAAGUGAAAUUACAGUUAUAUUUAACAAUUUAGAGAUGUGUUUAAGUUGAAAUCGCUUAAUUCAAUAAAAGUCGAUAAAA
This is a messenger RNA of Magallana angulata, 1952 nucleotides long. RefSeq lists its product as uncharacterized. The record is from RefSeq and is a predicted model, not a curated record. Gene Ontology annotation, biological process: positive regulation of DNA-templated transcription. Bases 144 to 1604 code for a protein of 486 amino acids. The transcript is spliced from 2 exons. Lineage: Eukaryota; Metazoa; Mollusca; Bivalvia; Ostreida; Ostreidae. Gene Ontology annotation, molecular function: ubiquitin-protein transferase activity. Gene Ontology annotation, cellular component: chromatin; nucleoplasm.